Molecule: messenger RNA, 1554 nt
Organism: Parathielavia appendiculata
Lineage: Eukaryota; Fungi; Ascomycota; Sordariomycetes; Sordariales; Chaetomiaceae
Product: repressor of RNA polymerase III transcription MAF1
Exons: 3
Coding region: 348-1424 (358 amino acids)
Biological process (GO): negative regulation of transcription by RNA polymerase III
Cellular component (GO): nucleus
Molecular function (GO): RNA polymerase III core binding
Source: RefSeq, a predicted model, not a curated record
UCGGCACUCACCACCCCACGUCUCGUUCCCGGCUUUGUUCACUUCCAGUCUGGCACCACAAGACUGCCAACCUGCGCUUCCCCGCUGUUCCCGGACUUCGCACCAAACAGUCGCCCUUUCGACCGCCACGGCCACUUUCAGCCCUCAAUACUUUUCCGCAUUCUGACAUUGUGAACAUCGCGCGAUAACCCGUUAGCUACGUGUGCUAACAUUCGGUGCCGGGUUCCGGCAUUUUCUCCGCUGCCCCAGCGACGCGCCGCUUUCCGACGUCAUCCAUCCCCAUCAUUGAACGACGACAGCCAGACUAGACAGGAGCUAGGCCAGCUGCAUCUGACCUUCACUGCAAAAUGAAGUACCUAUCACUGCCAUCAUUUGACGUGGUGACGAGCGCCCUCAAUUUCGACACGCCGGAUUGCCAUGUCACAGGCAGCUGCGACCUUUAUACGACCAAAGCUGCCGGCUCUGACAAGAAACUCUACAAAAAUAUCCAGCAAUCACUCCAAUCGCAACAUGACGCCCUGCUCAAAUUCGGCGCGUCGCUCUCACCGCCCCAGCGCGAUUCCUUGGCCGCGAGCCUCAACCUGAGUCGCUCGUCGCCGUUCGGCUCGUUCGAUGAGGUCGCGAACCGGCGCACGUUUGCCUAUCUCAUCGCCACGCUCAAUGCGUCGCAUCCCGACUACGACUUCUCCCAUGUCCUGCGGCCGGCCGACUUCAAGCGCGAGCGCGUACUGCGGCGCGUCAUGACGCAAAUAGACAGCACUCUCAGCAGCGUGCGCCCCAACUCGACCCUGCUCGACGUCGCGAUACCACGCAGCUCCCCGGCGAAACUGACCGACUUUAACACGGGCAUAUCGACGGCGCCCGCAUGGGGCCCGCAAAUGUGGUCUAUGAUCGACAAGGAGAUGAUGCUCAAGGACUGCAGCAUCUUCUCUUAUCAACCCGCCGACGAUCCGUUUGACGAGGAGGAGGGCGCCAUUUGGGCUCUACAUUACUUCUUCUUCAACAAGGCUCUCAAGCGGGUAUGCUACCUCUAUGUGAGGGGCGUACCCGUCAUGAGCCACAGCCCACGGGUGAGGGCGCACUCGGCCCUGUCACGCAAGACAAGAGCCAGCCUUACGGGGCUUGGUGAAGAGGACACGGACGACCUGGGCGCCAACAAGCGCGCUCGGUACUGGUUGGGGGAUAAGUUUGCCGAGCGCAUCACGGCGAGCGAUGAUGACAUGGACGACGGGCUGGUAUGGAACCGCGAUGCCGAUGGCGAUGUGAAUUGCCAGUACGACGACGAUGACUACGACGAGGAGGACGAGUUUGAGGAGGAAGAGGACGGCCCGGGCGCUAUGGAUACCGACGAGGCCGAGGAUGACAAGCGUCGCGUGAGGGGCGUCAGCGAGGAUAUCGCUGCGAGGAUGGAAAUCGAUGUCUGAACAUGCUUUUCCCCUUUCUACUGCGGCUUCCCGGCCCUCUUGCCCCGUCGUUGGCCUUCCUUUCGAUCGGCCUGACCGGACUUGGCAUCCACAUGCCGGCGCACGCAGCGGCCUGGACGGAGGCAAUGAC